Messenger RNA from Syngnathus acus (greater pipefish), 2911 nucleotides. It is a transcript of the gene ramp2, whose product is annotated as receptor (G protein-coupled) activity modifying protein 2. Gene Ontology annotation, biological process: receptor internalization; calcium ion transport; regulation of G protein-coupled receptor signaling pathway. Lineage: Eukaryota; Metazoa; Chordata; Actinopteri; Syngnathiformes; Syngnathidae. Gene Ontology annotation, molecular function: coreceptor activity. The transcript has 4 exons. The record is from RefSeq and is a predicted model, not a curated record. Gene Ontology annotation, cellular component: cell surface; signaling receptor complex; membrane. The coding region runs from base 1482 to 1991 and encodes 169 amino acids.
CACACCCACCCACGCUAUCACAUCCUAACAUCGCCCGUCGUGUUUUGACUGACUGUGUGUGUCCACUCCGGUGGGGAAUAUUUGGCAUCAUAUUCCUAAACUCAAAGAGCUGAGCGCUGUGGGAGAUGAUGACCUCGGCCAAGAUUUGCUUGUGUGUGUGCGUGUUUGCUCCAAUCCAACACAAACUCCCGGUGAGGUCUCCUCAGCUGAGACCUCGGCGAAAGGUUAACCGAAAGCGUGCCCCACCUGGUGCGACUUCCUCCAUUUGUUCGUCAUUGAGCCCCCUUGCUGCGCCGGACGGCGUGUUGUGAAACCGGUUUGCAAGAAGCGCCCCUUUGCUGUUCCUCAUCAUAUGCUGCCCCCCCUCCUUCCCCCCUGCCAACUCCCCCGAGUCGUAGCUCCUCCUCUUAAGAAAAAACAGAAAAGACACUUCCUGAUGUCAUUACUAAAUCAAAAAGUGCCUCGGCUAGCAGAUGUCAAGAGAGGCCCCGUGAGCUGAUUCUAUGACAUGUAAAAUACCACGAAAAGUUUCCAUCUGCUUUGUUAUCAUUUUGACAAACUGGUUCAGGGUCCCCAGAAAAUAUAAAAACGUUUUCCAAAGAGCCCAAACGGGUGUAGGUACCGUAAGGUUUUGGAUAAAAAUGCAAGAUACUACAAACAGUAACCGCUUUGGUGUCCUCCAGGGACCAGAAGUUAGCCCACUAACAAAUUAUAUAAUCAUGCAGUGUAGUCAUCAGACAUGAUUAGUUGUUAUCAGACAUGAUUAUUGGAGUCGCUGUGCUUUUACGAGCGCCGAAACCCGGAUCGUAUGACGAGCAGUCAUUUGCCGGUCAUCAUACCCAGAAGAAGGCCUGGAAGCACAUCAAGCUCGCUCGCUUGCUCGCCUCGCACGUGUUAGUUUGUCUUUCAUUUGGUUCCACUGAAGCCAAAUAUCGAUCUACGCCGCUUGCACACUCGUGAUUCCCAUCAAGCCACUGAGAAGCUCUAAAUGUUUGCUUAUGUUUCCUAUUUGGCAGAGGCAGCCCGAGAAAGAAAAAAAAAAAAAAAAAGGCAAAUAAAUCACAUGCUGUGAGACUGGCCAGGCCUUCCACUGUGAGAAACUAAAAAGCAGAACAAGAGUUGAGGAGUAAAGGGUUUUCAGAUGUGAGUCCAGCCCAGCUCGCUCGCUUUGGGUGUGCUCCCUUCUUUUUUAUUUGGGGGAGAAUGGAGAGGACACUCUCUGUUGCCUCCACCCCCUCCAGAAGGCAGAACCGUCCCAGGGAAGCGCCAGUCGGAGACGGGAAGAGCCGCCGAGCCGCCUUGGCCGUGGGGCUGAUCUGAGGGGAACAUCUGGCGAGGCGGGCGGGCGAGCUCUCCGUCGGACAUCUGCUGGCGAGGGUUUUACACCGCGUCGCUCUCGUCCUGACGCCGCUUCCUGUUAUGCCUCGCUGUGCCUCGGCGUCUUCGUGCGGGAGGAGACACCCCGAUUCAUUUAUUCUGACAUGAAGGGAGCGCUUGGCUUGAUUGCGGUGUUGCUCUCCUUUCUCCACGAUGGCACCUUUGGAGACACCGCCUCACCAAUUGCUUGUGUGAAAAACCCACCGAGUUGUAUGAACUUUUACGCUGUGUGCCAUAAAUCUUACAACGGAGCCACCAUGGACUGCCUGUACAAUCUCCUGGACCACAACUGCUUCUGCAACUUCAACGAGGCCAUGGCGGCCAUGAACGCCACCGACUGGUGCGCUUGGGGCAACGUAAGCGGGCUGUACAGCAACUUGAGCCACUGCACUGAGAACAUCUCCGACUGCUUGGGCAUUCCGUGGCCCAACCCUAUGGUGGAGGAGACAUUUGUGGAAAUCCACCACAAGUUUUUCAAGGACUGCCACAUGGAAGAGCUCAGUGACCCGCCACCGCCCAUCAUCUUUGCCCUGGUGAUCACGCCGAUCCUCCUCAUCCCCGUCAUGGUCAGUCUGGUGGUCCUCAAGACCAAGAAUGGAGAUGGCAGCUCCUGAUUGUGAUUUAUAGGCAGGAGCCACUAAAGGCAGAACGUCACGGGAGAUUUAGAAUACCAUAGGUGCAUUUCAACUAAAAGGUACCUGCUCGCGUUAUUCAAGAUUCAAAUGGCCCAUUGUUAUUUACAUAGCACUGGAGUCCAUUUGACGCAGGAAGAAGAAUUUACCUUCUAGUUUCUCCUUAACUUAUUUGGCUUGCCAUUUACCAAGCUUAUGUUUUUGCUAGCCCCAACACACGGAUGCCAAAAGUGAUACAUCACAGCGCGUUUCCACAAACAAAUCGUACCAAACUGUGCUACUCUGUGAAAAUUGAAUUCAUGACAAGACCUUCAGAGGAGGGGUCGCACAUAAUAUGAACCAAAUGUCGACGAACACGUUUUUAGUACAUUAUGUGUGAUGAUGAUGACAAAGGCCCCUGGGCUUGCUGGGUUGACCUCCAUUUUAGGAGUUUUUUUUUUUUUAAAUAUUGGGUGGCACAGGUAGCUCUCCAUGAUAUGGGUUGAGCAGGAUGGGAUGCUAGAGAUGAUGGAAUGCGAUUGUUAGGAGAAGGAGCCUUCUUUCCUCCCAUUGUCUCCUUUGAAAACACAAUCUUCAUCAUCCUAGGCAGAUCCAAUUCAUAUUUGACUUAAUUUCUCAGACAAGAAGCAAAAGAUAAAAAUUACGUUUCGCUUUGUUCCAGUGACGAGGGAAAGCUCUUUUUAGUGCGUUCAGACUUAGUUCCUAUUUAUGUGGAUUUUUUUUUUCUCUGUGUAUUUUCUGGACUUCCUGUAACAUCUGAAGGGAAACUAUACAAUGUACUGUAUUGUAAUUAAAAACACAUUUUAUACAGAUCUAAGAUUGCUUGUCAAUUGUGAUUUAUGUAAUGAAAGUUUAACUACAACAUUGGAUAAACAAACGAGGAAGAAAAAUCUGUAGCUGGA